UCGGAGCGGGGAGCGCAUAGCAACAGGAUUCUGGGAUGAAGAAGAUUCGGCAGCAGCAUCUCCGGGAGCCCGUGACUCCAGAGCUCCUGGUGAGCCCCAGCAGCCAGGACGGGGACGUGGGCUCCGAGUGCCCAGAAGACAGAGGGAACUGGACAGGACGGCUGGAUUUCCUCCUCUCCUGCAUCGGAUACUGUGUGGGCCUUGGAAAUGUCUGGAGGUUCCCCUACAGAGCUUACACCAAUGGAGGAGGAGCUUUCUUGGUUCCUUAUUUCAUCAUGCUGGCCAUCUGCGGGAUCCCCAUCUUCUUCAUGGAGCUGUCUCUUGGCCAGUUCUCCAGCCUGGGGCCACUUGCUGUCUGGAAGAUAAGCCCUCUCUUUAAAGGCGUUGGCAUGGGCACGAUCCUCAUCGUCUCCCUGGUGGCCAUUUACUACAAUAUGAUCAUUGCUUAUGUUCUCUUCUACCUCUUUGCAUCUCUCACAAGCGACUUGCCCUGGCAGCACUGCGGCAACUGGUGGAACACUGACCUGUGCCUGGACCACCACCUCAUCAAGGCGGGGAACAACACCUUCCCCGUCAACAUCACCAACACCGUCAGCCCCAGUGAGGAAUACUGGAGCCGGUACGUCCUGCACAUCCAAGGAAGCUCUGGGAUCGGGGAUCCUGGGAUGAUCCGCUGGAACUUGUGUCUGUGCUUGCUCCUUUCUUGGACUAUUGUCUAUCUGUGCAUACUGAAGGGAGUCAAAUCCUCAGGCAAGGUCGUGUACUUCACUGCCACCUUCCCAUACCUCAUCCUGGUGAUGCUGCUCAUUCGUGGGGUGACUUUGGAGGGGGCCUGGAAGGGGAUCCAGUUUUACCUCACACCCCAGUUUGAUCACUUGUUGUCUUCCAAGGUGUGGAUUGAGGCAGCCCUGCAGAUUUUCUACUCCCUUGGGGUAGGCUUUGGGGGCCUCCUCACCUUUGCCUCGUACAACACCUUCCAUCAGAAUAUCUACAGGGACACCUUCAUAGUGACCCUGGGCAAUGCCAUCACCAGCAUCCUGGCAGGGUUUGCAAUCUUCUCUGUUUUGGGAUACAUGUCCCAGGAGCUUGGGGUACCUGUUAACCAGGUGGCAAAAGCAGGCCCUGGCCUGGCUUUUGUGGUGUACCCCCAGGCCAUGACAAUGCUCCCCCUUUCUCCAUUCUGGUCUUUCCUGUUCUUCUUCAUGCUGUUAACCUUGGGACUGGACAGCCAGUUUGCCUUCAUGGAGACCAUUGUCACAGCAGUGACAGAUGAAUUUCCCUACUACCUGAGGCCAAAGAAAGCUUCUUUCUCAGCUGUCAUCUGCAUUGCCCUCUUCUUGAUGGGGCUCAUCCUCACCACAGAGGGUGGGAUGUACUGGCUGGUCCUACUGGAUGACUACUGUGCUGGCUUUGGUCUCAUGGUGGUGGUGAUCACCACCUGCCUCGUGGUGACACGUGUCUAUGGCAUGAAAAGAUUCUGCCGGGAUGUCCACAUGAUGUUGGGCUUCCAACCAGGGUUCUACUUCAGAGCCUGCUGGAUGGUCCUGUCUCCUGCCACAAUGAUGGCUCUGCUGGUGUACAACAUUGUCAAGUACCAGCCCUCUGAGUAUGGCAGCUACCGCUUCCCUACCUGGGCUGAGGUCUUGGGCAUCCUCAUGGGAGUCCUCUCCUGCCUGAUGAUUCCUGUGGGCAUGGUGGUGGCUGUGCUCCGAGAAGAAGGGACACUGUGGGAGCGAGUCCAGCAAGCCAGCCGGCCCGCCAUGGACUGGGGCCCCUCCAUGGAGGAGAACCGGACCGGCAUGUACGUGACAAGCCUGGCAGGCAGCCAGUCCCCUAAGCCACUGAUGGUCCACAUGAGGAAAUACGGGGGCAUCACCAGCUUUGAGAACACAGCCAUCGAGGUGGACCGGGAGAUAGAGGAGGAAGAGUCCAUGAUGUGA
Messenger RNA from Calypte anna (Anna's hummingbird), 1940 nucleotides. It is a transcript of the gene SLC6A7, whose product is annotated as solute carrier family 6 member 7. NCBI's taxonomy places the organism in Eukaryota, Metazoa, Chordata, Aves, Apodiformes, Trochilidae. Gene Ontology annotation, cellular component: membrane. Gene Ontology annotation, biological process: sodium ion transmembrane transport. The transcript has 14 exons. Bases 36 to 1940 code for a protein of 634 amino acids. Gene Ontology annotation, molecular function: L-proline transmembrane transporter activity. The record is from RefSeq and is a predicted model, not a curated record.